AUGUCCGCUGAUUUGUUUUCUUUGAAUGGUAAGGUCGCCUUGAUCACCGGUGGUACCAGCGGAUUAGGCCAAGGAAUAGUUCGAGGACUUUAUGAAGCAGGUGCAGAACUUAUUCUUAUCCAUAGACCUUCUACAGACCCAACGGCUUUCAUUGAAGAGGUGAGAAUGUCAAAUGCCGAUGGUGCCUCCAUACAUACAAUUGAGUUGGAUCUAGUGGAUGCCGAUCUUGCAAAGCUGGAAGAGACCGUAACGAGUCCUGCGGUGGAGAAGAGUUCCACUGGAAAGAUUGACAUUUUAAUCAACAACGCUGCCAUUGCCAUUAAAUCUGAGUUUACAAGUUUUACGGAGAAAGAUUACGCGGCUAUCCAAAAGGUAAAUGUCGAUUUUCCAUUUAGAUUGACACAGCUAGUCACUAAACACUUUAUUAAGAACCAGAUUAAGGGUAGGAUCAUCUUUACUGCCUCCCUGUACAGUUUCGAAGUGACCUACCCGAAUCAAUCGGUAUAUGCGACCACCAAAGGUGCAAUCAACUCAUUAAUGAAGGCUCUAUCGGUUGAACUUGCUCCAAAAGGUAUUACCGUGAAUUCCCUUGUUCCAGGGUUCGUUAAGUCAAACAUGACAGCCGAUUCUUAUGGUAACGAGAAGAAGAGCAAUGAAAUUGUUUCUAGAAUUCCCAUUGGUCGGUGGGGUGAGGCAGAUGAUUUUAAGGGCCCAACUGUAUUUCUCUGCUCUGAAGCUGCUGCAUAUUUGACAGGAGUAUCGCUUCCAGUAGAUGGAGGUUGGCUAAGUAAGUAG
Komagataella phaffii GS115 is the source of this 795-nucleotide messenger RNA. Its product is annotated as Peroxisomal 2,4-dienoyl-CoA reductase, auxiliary enzyme of fatty acid beta-oxidation. The record is from RefSeq and is a predicted model, not a curated record. The coding region runs from base 1 to 795 and encodes 264 amino acids. The transcript has a single exon. Gene Ontology annotation, molecular function: oxidoreductase activity, acting on the CH-OH group of donors, NAD or NADP as acceptor. Lineage: Eukaryota; Fungi; Ascomycota; Pichiomycetes; Pichiales; Pichiaceae.